Messenger RNA from Clarias gariepinus (North African catfish), 1209 nucleotides. It is a transcript of the gene oscp1a, whose product is annotated as organic solute carrier partner 1a. Gene Ontology annotation, biological process: transport. The coding region runs from base 1 to 1152 and encodes 383 amino acids. Gene Ontology annotation, cellular component: plasma membrane; cytoplasm. The transcript has 11 exons. The record is from RefSeq and is a predicted model, not a curated record. Lineage: Eukaryota; Metazoa; Chordata; Actinopteri; Siluriformes; Clariidae.
AUGUCUUUGAGGACUCUGCCUUUACUGAUUAUAAACCUGGGAGGAGAAAUGCUUUACAUUUUGGACCAGAGACUCCGAGCUCAGAGUGUUACAGAUGAUAAAAUACCAAAAGGUUGGUUGGAGGAUGACAGGAAAAGAGUGAUGACUGAUAUAGUGGGUGUGAUGUUCAGUAAGGCGUUUAUGGAGGAGGUGACGCAGCCGCAGGACAUGUACUCACACCGAGCUCUGCGCUGCGUGCUCACGCGCUUGGCUCACACCUCCAUCAUGAGGCUCAACUCCACCAGCAUGGACAAGCUGUAUGACCUGAUGACGAUGGCGUUUAAGUACCAGAUUGCCCUCUGUCCACGACCACGAGACCUACUACUCGUCUCCUUCAACCACAUGGAUGGGAUCCGGGAGCUGGUUAAAGACAAUCCCCGCCUUGUUAACCUCAUCAAUGAUGCACAGCGUCUCAUCAUAGAGAUGUACACUCCUUUAUCGGAAGGCGAGUUUCAGCUCAUACGGCAGACGCUCCUCGCUUUCUUUCAGGACGUGCACAUCAGGGUCUCCAUAUUCCUGAAGGAGAAUCUGCAGAAAGCAGACGGGCGAUUUGUGAUACAGACGUCAGGCCCGAUGCCUCAUGGCUCUGAAGUUCCAGGAUUAAUCAGGUACUAUAACAGCCGGGGCAGGGUGGUGAGGAGGCGCGAGUUUGUGAGCGGAGGCAGAUACACCAGCUCCGUGAGGGACGCCUCAUUCGACGUGUCUGGAGACCGGGUGACACGUCUGGGUACUAACAUGUACGGUGUGAGCUCCGACAAGGACACACACACCUCGGGAAGCUCCAAACACACCUGUAGAAGUGAACAGGUCAGUGAUGAUCCAAACCCUCUGGCUAAAGCCGAGCUGAACCUCUUAGCCAAGCUGAUGGGACAGAUGGAGGUCUGGGAUGUUGCUGAUGCAGGGAUGAGGGUCAAUCUCUUCUCCUCAGAUCAGGAGGAAGACGAGGAGAGAAGUGUGUCAGCGAGGGAUGAGGCGUUCUGUGUGCUGAACAUUCAUGCUGUGAAGGCUGAUACCGAGCUGAACCACAUCGCUGCCCAGUUCACCGAUCAGGACGAAGUCGAGAGACCCAGCGACAAGGGAGAAGAUCUACUGGCCAUGAUGGAUGAGCUUUAAAACACAAAGAAAUCUCUCUUACAGAAAUAUCACACCAGGCCAUGAUUGUUCUUCCUA